AUGGAUAACACUCCCCAACCUGAAACUCCUGCCAAGGAAAAUGAAUUCCGCAAAACAUCCGUUGACGAGAUAUCAAACGCAGUCGCUAGUUCUGAUAAUGUAAAUCACUUUUUCCGCUCUUGUACAUGGCCUCUACGUGUUCCUGUUCGCAGUUGUAAAGGGAGUCGUCUUGUUAAGCUAUUGAAUCUUCAACACCAGGAGGAAAACUUGUUGAUACUUUCCGACAAUGAUCACCAUCAGUCUCUUCUCUCACGAGCUACCCAAUUGGCCCUCCGACAUCUCGAUUUAGGCUCUUCUGCGCCCGACCAUUUAUCCAAAGUGCUAAAUAAACGAGCAGCGGUGGCAGCUUCAGCAAGGCCCUACACUCCCGUGUCCGGGAAUUCUCGGUUGACUAGUCCUCCACCCUCGGAACUUUCUAGCAUCUCAUCAGAUGAGCGUUCAGCAACGGUCCCGAGGAAUGGAAUCCUUUCCACCAGAUCUUCACAUCGUAAUGGGCAUCGAGCCGCUUCCUUCACCUUCCUUACCAGGGAUGCCUCGUCGAGGAAGUCGGAGAACGAUGAGAUUUCCACGGAAAGCGGCUACGUCGCCUCCUCCGCUACUCCCGGUGCAAGCAGCUCCGGUUCUUCCUCCUUCAAGCGCAAAUCCACCGCUACUCGUUACCAUCAGGUGCGAAUAAUUGAUAACAGACUAAAAAAGCCCGCCGAUGAGGCAGCUCUUCUUCAUGCGCGUCGCCGUACCUGUCCUUCGCACCGGUUCGUGCGAUCCUACACGAACGACGAGGAGGAUGGUAACGAAGAAGAGCCAGAUCAGGAAGAGGAACAGCUGCUAACCUCCCCCUCAGCAUCCGCCACUAGAGAUACCAUGGCAGCAUCAUCUGUGGCGGCUCCCACCUCCUCCAUCCUGGUAAUCAAUCCUCCUGCGGGGGGUAACAACGGUGCCCAAAAACAUGUCAUCCUUCUCACCGGCUCGUCGGAGCCUUCCCCCUCCCUGCCCAGCUCUGAAGCAAAUGAGUUGCGUGAUGUUGAAAGCCCUCCAAUCCCACCUGCACUUGUUGCAUUUAACGCGGCUGGGGUCCAUUUGCCGCCAGACACGCGACGUCACUCCAGCUUUGUUCCAACCUCAAUUAGUGCAGUGGUGUCGGGUAAACGUGGUGGCGGCGGGAAUGGGGCUCUGAAGCGAUGCAACACCGCCUCCUCAGUGUAUAGCGGCAAUGGUGGUGGUGGGGAGCAGACACCACCUACACCAGCAAAGUCGACACUAAAGCCUGCCUCGGUUCGGCGCCACCACGAGUAUGAGCAGCGACGACAGAGAGCUUCUCUGCCCUUCUCGUCCCACCCUCGAGCUCCUAAUAGCUCGCCCGGUGUUUCUAGGCAUGUCAUCUCUUCUGAUGAGGUGGAAACGGAUAAUGGUGGUGGCGGAGGCGUUGGCGGGAAUUCGAGUCGAUUCUCCACUCCGAUGGAGCCCAUCUGCGUGGUCAACCUUGCCACGCCUGUGAGCCAAAAUCUUUCACUUGACGCCUCGGAGCAGAGGUUGCAACAGCGUGUAAACCUCCUUGUGGAGGGUGUUCGCUUCGUCGUCGACGUCGAAACCCUGCGGGCUCAUCCCGACACCAUGUUGGGUCGCAUGUUCCAAUCUGGUUUCAGGGAAAACGCUGCCGCUGGCUUCUACAACGGCCCAGUCGUAUGUGGCAACUUCCAUUUACUCAGCGGCACCACAACCUGCGAAGACGACGACGACGAUGAUGUUGAUGAUGAUGAUAUGGAAGAGGAGGAGGCGGAAGUAAGUGGAACCAGUUCUGUAUGCAGUGGCGGUCGUACAGUAGACGUGGAGCAUUGGAUGGCCUCAGCGUCGACAUCGACAUCUCGUGGCGUGGGCGGUGGAGCCAUCUCAGGUGCCACUCACUCCGCCCCUGCCUCCUACCGAUCGCACCGCGGUAGUCUGUGUGGUGGCGGGAGCGGAGGCCUGGGGCGAUUGCGACACGGCCGACGGAGAAUGCGGCGACAUCAACGACAGCCCUCCGCGCAGUCCCACGCUACCAACGUCUCGACGGAUGUGUGCUUGAGUGGGGCGGGUGUAGCAGCAAAUGUCUUUCGGGUCAUUCUUGACUACUACCUUGUGGGUAAAAUGACCUGUCCGCCGGACGUCUCUGUGAGGCAGCUCAAGCAGGCCUGCGAGUACUUCCUCGUUCCCUUUAAUCAUGAAACUGUCUCCUGCUCAAACUUGCGUGAAUUUCUACACGAAGUCUCCAAUGACGGUGCGUACAUGAUAUUCGAGCAGUUUCUCGACGAGCAAAUCGUGCCUCAAUUCAUGAAGUGCGCGCACAUGGGCGAACGCGAGUGUCAUAUUGUCAUUCUAACGGAUGACGAGCAGGUCCAUUGGGAUGACGAAUAUCCUCCCCAAAUGCCCGAGGCUGAACUCACCUCCCACAGAGCUACUUUCAACUACUCUCUCAGUUGGUACAUCAUGGAGGCUUCUGUGGCAGACGGGCUUGAAUCACAUCUACUAGAUUUAUUCGGCGUUUUGUGGUGUAAGGUAAUAUACAGCACCCGGAUGUACCGUUUCCUGAAGUAUAUUGAGAAUCGCGAGAUCGCCAAACAGGUUCUAAUCGAGCGAGGCCUCAAGAAGAUUCGCAUCGGUAUUGAGGGCUACCCGACUUGCAAGGAGCGCAUGAAAUUCCGUGUCGGCUCGAGACCAGAAGCGAUCUACAACUAUGUACAGCGACCCUUCUUGCGCAUGUCGUGGGAACAGGAGGAGAAUAAGUCUCGUCACGUGGAUUUCCAGUGUGUGAAGAGCAAGUCAGUGAGCGAUCUCACCACCCUGGAUCAGGCCAUUAUCGAUCGGCCACUUUUGUCCUCCGUUGCUGCUGCCGCUGCCACUGGUGCCACCAAUGCACCUUCUCCCUCACAGACUACCGAUGGAGGUGGUGGGGAGGGAGGCAUCGGUCGUCUGCCGAAUCAACGUGAACUAGCUACAUUCUCACGGCCCGAACCCUUCCCUAAUGUCGGAAUGGGAGAACCAGGAGUUGAGCUUGAGGCAAACAUGAAUGCUGAUAAAUUUGAGUUGGUAGCUUUGUCAAAAGAUCUCUGGUUACCGUCGAGUCUCGAUUAA
Echinococcus granulosus is the source of this 3108-nucleotide messenger RNA. Its product is annotated as BTB/POZ domain-containing protein KCTD20. The record is from RefSeq and is a predicted model, not a curated record. Gene Ontology annotation, biological process: positive regulation of phosphorylation. Bases 1 to 3108 code for a protein of 1035 amino acids. Lineage: Eukaryota; Metazoa; Platyhelminthes; Cestoda; Cyclophyllidea; Taeniidae. Gene Ontology annotation, cellular component: cytoplasm. The transcript has 10 exons.